Molecule: messenger RNA, 2341 nt
Organism: Scleropages formosus (Asian bonytongue)
Lineage: Eukaryota; Metazoa; Chordata; Actinopteri; Osteoglossiformes; Osteoglossidae
Gene: ergic3
Product: ERGIC and golgi 3
Exons: 14
Coding region: 21-1187 (388 amino acids)
Biological process (GO): endoplasmic reticulum to Golgi vesicle-mediated transport; retrograde vesicle-mediated transport, Golgi to endoplasmic reticulum
Cellular component (GO): endoplasmic reticulum membrane; Golgi membrane; endoplasmic reticulum
Source: RefSeq, a predicted model, not a curated record
UGAAUGAGAGCGCAACAAAAAUGGAGGCUUUGAAUAAACUGAAGCAGUUUGACGCCUAUCCGAAAACCCUGGAGGACUUUAGGAUCAAGACGUGCGGCGGAGCCACGGUGACCAUAAUCAGCGGGCUGAUCAUGCUCGUUCUGUUCUUCUCGGAGCUGCAGUAUUACCUCACCAAAGAGGUUCAUCCGGAAUUGUUUGUGGACACUUCCCGUGGUGAUAAAUUGAAAAUUAACAUUGAUGUUAUAUUCCCACACAUGCCAUGUGCUUAUCUGAGCAUAGAUGCCAUGGACGUCGCUGGUGAGCAGCAGCUGGAUGUUGAGCACAACCUAUUCAAGCAGAGGCUAGACAAGGACAGCAAACCAGUUACCUCCGAACCAGAGAAACACGAACUGGGAAAGGGGGAAGGAGAAUUAUUUGAUGCAAGCAAGUUGGACCCUGACCGUUGUGAGAGUUGUUAUGGAGCUGAAACAGAAGAUCUUAAGUGUUGUAACACGUGUGAUGAUGUACGGGAGGCAUACCGACGGAGGGGCUGGGCGUUCAAAAACCCAGACACUAUCGACCAGUGCAAGAGAGAGGGUUUCAGCCAAAAGAUGCAGGAGCAGAAGAAUGAGGGCUGCCAGGUGUAUGGCUUUCUGGAAGUCAACAAGGUGGCAGGAAAUUUUCACUUUGCCCCUGGCAAGAGUUUCCAGCAGUCUCACGUUCACGUGCACGCUGUGGAAAUUCAUGAUCUACAAAGUUUUGGACUGGAUAAUAUUAACAUGACUCACAACAUAAAACACCUCUCAUUUGGAAAGGACUACCCGGGCAUUGUCAAUCCCUUGGAUGGAACAAACGUUGCAGCCCCGCAAGCGUCCAUGAUGUACCAGUACUUUGUGAAGAUAGUGCCGACUAUCUACGUGAAAGGAGACGGAGAGGUGGUGAAAACAAACCAGUUCUCAGUGACGCGACAUGAGAAAGUGGCCAACGGACUAAUCGGAGACCAGGGGUUGCCUGGGGUCUUUGUGCUCUACGAACUCUCCCCGAUGAUGGUCAAGUUCACGGAGAAACAGCGGUCAUUUACUCACUUCCUGACUGGAGUGUGUGCUAUCAUCGGAGGAGUGUUCACAGUGGCUGGGCUCAUUGACUCUUUGAUAUAUCACUCUGCACGGGCCAUCCAGAAGAAGAUAGAGUUGGGGAAAGCAUCUUAGUUGGAAGAUCGAGGAGUUUUCAUGACUGCUGUAAACAAAAUGGUUAUUUAGUCUCUGUAAGAUCCACCUCAGAAGGACGAAGCCACACAGAUUUCCACAAUCCCUUUUAUGCCGACAGAAAACAAAAUAAACAUUAAUGACGCCUUGCACAAAUUCAGAAGACACAGGCUCCCCUGUAUCCCACAAUGCGUUUCAUUUUCUCCUCCUAAUACAAACCUGGAAUUGCUGGGACUAGACAGGACAUUGGUCUUCAUUUUGCUCCGUUUCUCAGUCUUUGGAAGAGGCUCGUGGUCCCAGGUGUCCUACAUAUUAACAUGCCAUUGAGUCUUUAAGACAGCAGAUUUAGUGUCUUUAAAACUCAACUUUGUAAUCUUUAUGUUUUUUGGAACUCAUUUGUUUUAGAAACUUUUCUUUGGUGCCAUUUUUUUCUUUCCCUUAAUUAGAGGAGCAAAUGUGUUUCCUUUUAGAUUUGGUACUUCGUACCUUGGAAUUUUAUUUGGUCUGUAUCACAGCACAGAGCAGCCUGGUGGUGAUUCUGUAGUCUAGCCUCUCGAACCUGGAGCACUUGGCUUAUGGUGUUCUCUGUGCACUUGUGAGUUUGGCCACAUCCCUGGGGCAAACAGCUGCUAUUGUUGUCAACUGGCAUUUUUUUUUUAUUUAACUGCCCUUAUUUGUGGGGGUUUUUUUUUUUUUUUUAUUACUGUUAUCAUUGUUAUUAUUCCUCCUGUGUGGUUCCUCCCACGGUGGCUGUCUGGGAAGAGGAGGUGUGACUUCUGGGCCGCAGUUGCAGAAACUCGCUCGCCAUUCAGAGUUCAGCACCUGUGUUACAAAACUCAGGAGAGGGGAUGGGGUCGAGUAGCAGGAGUCCUAACGCCACGACUGCUGUGGAGGCGUGUUGAAACGGAGAGUGGUAAUUGCUAAAGUUCGGUAUUACUGUGUGGGGCAGUGUGAUGUGUUGUGGCCACUGCACCUUAUUGACCUAAUUAAUACUGGGUCUGAGGUUUUUUUUUGUGUGUGUGUGUGUGUGUGUGUGUGUGUGUGUGUGAGAGAAUGUGUGUUGUCUGAUGCAUACAGCCCAUUUCAGGGCUUGGGGUGUGGGAGAGAUAUAUUUAUAUUUUAAAUGUCCGGACUGUUUGUAAAAUAAAGUAAAUGUU